Messenger RNA from Cooperia oncophora, 429 nucleotides. The record is from the annotation of a GenBank genome assembly. Lineage: Eukaryota; Metazoa; Nematoda; Chromadorea; Rhabditida; Trichostrongylidae.
AUGUUUUCUAUACUGCAACUUCUCACGGUGCUCACUCAGGAAGUUCUCACGCAAUAUGACAGUUUUCCGGUAUACUGGAACGUCCCAUCAAAAGUCUGUUACACGCGAAAAGUGGAUAUUCCUUUGAAACAAUUUGGUAUUACUCACAAUAAAGGACACGAGUUUCUAGGCGAUCAGAUUGUUAUAUUUUACGAGUAUAAUUUCGGUUAUUUUCCAUAUUUUGCUGAUUAUAAUCCGGAGACACCGAUUAACGGUGGCUUACCUCAGAACUGCCCUCUUGACAAGCACCUUGCUCGAGUGUCACAGCAGAUUCGCGAGGCGAUUCCACGCGAGGACUUCAACGGGAUUGCCGUCAUUGACUUUGAGGAAUGGCGACCCUUGUAUCAGAUGAAUUGGGGUCCAAAAACAGUGAGUGAUCAUUUAUCUUAG